Nicotiana attenuata is the source of this 1072-nucleotide messenger RNA. RefSeq lists its product as uncharacterized. Bases 145 to 840 code for a protein of 231 amino acids. Gene Ontology annotation, biological process: shoot system development; root development. The record is from RefSeq and is a predicted model, not a curated record. The transcript has a single exon. Lineage: Eukaryota; Viridiplantae; Streptophyta; Magnoliopsida; Solanales; Solanaceae.
CUUCCUUUUCUGUGUUUAACUAUAAAUGGAUGGCAAAGUGUUGACCUAAGCAUCUAAUCCCAUGCAUCUCAAAUUUCCCAAACAAAAGUUCAAAUCUCAAAUCUUAUCAAGUUCAAAAAUCACUUCUUUUGCCAAGAAAAUUCAAUGGCUCUUCCCAACUAUAAUGCUCUAAAGGACUUGCACGAUUCGGCCAACGACAUGCUUAAUCACUCACCAGUUGAAAUAGCACAUCAGGGACAAGAGAAAUGGACUCAGGAAAUUUCAGAAACAUCGUUAAGAAUACUAGACGUUUGUGGCACCACCAAAGAUGUCCUUUUGCUCGUUAAGGAUCAUGUCCACGACCUCAAAUCCACCUUCAGAAGAAUCAGUGUUGGCGAAAAUGCAACUGCAGAAAACAAGUUUGCACCUUAUUAUUGUCACAGGAAGAAGUUGAAGAAAGAAAUGUUAAAGCGCUUGCAUUCCUUAAAGGGGAUGAAAAAUAACAAAUGCAUAGAUUUUUCAUCAUCUUCACUAGAUAACAAAAUUAAUCUUAUGGUGGUUGUCAAUGUGUUAAGAGAAGUAAGAGUUACAACAAUUUCUAUUUUAGAAUCUUUGAUGUCACUUAUGUCAAUGCCAAGCCCAAAUACAAGGAAAACAAAUAAAGGGUAUUUUGGUUCGAAGUUGAUGAGAGUAAACAGCUUAAGUUCCUGGGAAAAAUGCGACGCUAUGACGCUGCAGUGUGCCAAUAAAAGAUUGGGAGCCGUGGAAAUGGCCAUUGAAGAUCUUGAAGGAGAGCUGGAAUGUAUUAUCCGGCGACUGAUCAGAACGAGAGUUUCACUUCUAAAUAUACUCACCUACUAGGCAACGAGAAAUAUUAAAAGAUGACUUCUAAGCAAAUAGGAGCUAGAUAUAUACCUAUUAUUCCAAGGAUUUGUCAAUGCUCAUAGUUUGCCAGAUUCUUAGGAUCACCUGCGGAGCUCAUUAGUUUGAAGCAAUGAUGCAAGAUUGUUGAAUUUAAAUCUUUGUUUGAUGCUUAAAUUCAGCUCACAAGUAAUUUAAUUUCUACUAAUUGCUCAACUUAAUUUAGUUUGCU